AUGUACUUUUGUGGACAGUAUCACAGAGCUAUUGCCAUCUUGUCGAACCGCGAGAAUGUUAGGGUAUUGCGAAGUACUUUAUCCGUCUAUAUUUUGCAGGAGGAAAUAUACUCCAGGUUUUUGAUCGCACAGUGCUACCACAAAUCCAACGAGCACAUGGAGGCCUUGAAAAUCCUCGAAAACCUCGAGUACUUCCAACAGACAUCCGAAAAAUUCAUAUCUAAUUCAUUCAUCACCUUCUAUCCACCCGAACGUCCUCCCAACGUUCUUGAUAAACUCGACAAAUCCGUCGAGAACUUGCAUUUAAAAGCCACAGGAUCAGACUAUCUUCCACCUGGGGUCUCGCUUUCUAUGGUAAUUCGUUUGACUACCCCUACUUUUUUUUAGCUCAAUAGCAGCAUUGCGUUGCUGCGUGGCAACAUUAAUGAAGCUCUUAAUAACUUUCCUGCUGCGGCUCAUUGGUAUAAGGAGGCAUUUUGCCUCGAUCCCUUCUGCUAUGAGGCCUUUGAGAAGCUUACGAAGUUAGAGGUUGUAUCUGUAGAAGGUUGGUUAGGUCUCUUGUCAUUUACCCUUCUAGACGAAAAACAGCUUUUAAAAUGUGAAUUACAGUCCGCCCCUGCAUCAACUGCCUCCAUCGUCAAGGCUCUUUAUGCAGACAAAAUCCCAAAGGUGUAUACGAAGGAUGGUUGCCUAACUGUUUCUUUUAUAGCUCGGAAUUACUGAGCUGCCUCCUGAGCUGUCUUUAUUCAAAAAUAAUUGCGACGUAUUGGUACACCAAGCCGAUCGCCUGCUUUCCUCAGACCACUAUAGACGGUGUUACGCAUUAACUACACGGUACUUCAUUUUCCAAAUUACUUUUUUUAGUGUACUCAAGGAAGACCCCUUUCAUCCAGAUUGCCUUCCGAUACAUAUUUCUGUGCUGAGAAUGCUGAAUCAGUCAAAUGGUAGUACCUGCCAUUUUUCAUAAGGCUAUCAUGUAGAGCUUUUCAUACUCUCCAACAGGCUAGUUAAGAUUUAUCCGGAAAGUGCGGUAAAAGAUUGCCUUUUUAAUCCUCUCGUACAUUAUUUAGAUAUCUUGGUUCGCGACAGGUUCGUACUACCUAGCUACCCGCAAACAUGAUCUCGCCAAACGUCAUCUUCGGUAAGCACUCUGGUUUCGAAAACAAGUAUAUACAGCAGAAUUUAUUGGAGCCAAUAAAUUUCGUGACGGCUUUUCAACUGCAGCCCGUCUCUGCAUAACAUAGGUAACGAAUGAAAGCGCACAGCAGUAUGAAUUUGUACAGAAUGGCAGUGCAUAAGAGCAAGGUCAAGGUUCAAGGCAAUGAAUAAUCAGAUAAGACGUCCACAUAAGCAUCAUAUAGGAAAGAGGGAGACGAAAUGUUAACGACAAAUCACAGUCAGGGGAAACUAGAGGCGUGAGAUUACCAGGGCAAUUGCAGAUUGAUCACGUGAUCUAACUGCUUGCACAAGUCUGGUUUCUCCCUCCGCAUGUAAGCUGCUUCCAAAUAACGCAAGGUUCGAGUUGUAUGCGCUCGGACAAGUACUCAAAAAGAUGCUUUAGGGUCGACAACAUGACCGCUAUCUAACAGGUGUUUCGUUAUAGACGAACGGGGGUUUUGUUUUCCUGUUUGAAAAGCCAAUUAGGCAAAUGCUCAGCGGCCCUGGUUGCCAAUUGCCUUUGCGUUCGCCCAAUGUACUUGCAUCCGCAAGUGCAUGUGAAUUCAUACACACAAUUUGGGGUGGCGUGCAUUGGCAAGGCAUCCUUUGCCCGGUUAAUUGGAAGGCUUUUUGUGGAACUGAUGAAGAUAAGCUCUGCUGCGUUGUACGUUCUGGUUUCAUCAUCUUAUUUUAUGCGGUUUUGUAUCAGGUUUGCUUAUAGCUAUCAGUGUACCGUUUUUUAUAUCACAAGUUUUUCUUUGCAGUCAUUAGUAUUAACCAUGUGUAUAAGGGUCCGACUCGGAGACUGUGGAGACUGUGGAACUGCGUCCCCCAAGAAUCUUAUUUAACACAUGGCUCUGGCAAAAGUGGGACUUCUGCUAAGCUCCAUCUUUUUUACUCACUGCAAGAAAUGAUUAUUUCCAAAGCCACUUUUUUUAUAGUUCUUUUUAAAUUUGCGAAAAGUGCUAUUAAGCACGCAUUCAUCGAGCGUUCUGGUGCAGUACUGAGUCACUUCCCACAAAAUUAGCCGAGAAGUUCCCGCUCUUAAACCUCUAUGCUACAUUUUAGGGCAACGAUUGGUCACAGUGGCCAUUUGCUUUAUGUUUUUUUGACAGACAAUAGAAUCGAGCUAGCGCGGUGUCAGUUACCCUCAUUUGGUGCCAUUCAUUCUCCGCGAUCACAUUUUUGUGUCGGUAUUCUCUAAGCAAUUUAAUCAAGCGAUCUGUCACUCUUUUGACUUGUGAGUUCUAUGUUGGUCUGUAAAAUUCUCUGUCAUCAAGAAGGGCUUUAGCUUUUUCAUUAUAGUCUUCUCGACUCAUCACGACGGUUGGUUGUCCCUUGUCAGCAGGUAGAAUGAUGAUUCUGUCGUCCCUCCUCAGUUCCCUCAUAGCCUUUGACUCACUCUGCGAAACACAUUAAGUUGGUUUGUGUGUCAUCAGCAAGGUAACACAUUGGCGGACGGAGUAUUUCUUGUCGUCGGAUGUUUCACUUCUCCAAAGCAUAUCUUCCAAGGCUGCAAUAAAGUCGCCAGGACCGGCAUCCGCAGUAUUGAAACAAGUUUCAUGUAGUAGCUUUCGUAGUUGCUGCUUUGUUAGCUGCUUAGACGCUAGGUUGUGGACCGAGUUUAAGCGUUCCGCGCCUGUCGGUUUUAGCUUAGUCAGUUUUCAUCCAAACUUAUCUCUUCUUAGCUUGCCUGUGAUAUGCCGGAGCGGAGAUCAUCUUCCCAAGAUCCGCGGCGAUAGAAUCACCGAGAGUGUGGGCACACUGCAUUCUAUUCUCCUCGAUCUUAGCCUUGUAUUUCUGCAAACGCUGGUGACAGUCGUCGAUCAGAACUCUUGUCAUCUGUUUGACAAACCGCCUUACAACGUCUCUUCCCAUAACCGUAUUAAUGAGAGCCUUGUAUGUCAGGCAUCGUGGAGUAAAUUCAUCUUGGAGACAUCGGUGCAGAAAACGUAACUGUUCGUAUGUUGCUGCCUCUCGUGUAGGGAAUACCUUCCCGCCGCGAGCUGUCCGAAGCGUAUCGCGUUCGAAUUUUUCACGAAUUAAAGCGAAAUUUCUAGUUCCGGGGUGUAUGCAUGAGUGAAGAAGAAGAGGGGUCGAGCACCGGAGCAUUUUGUUUAUUGUCCUGAGCCUUCGGACUCGUGCAGGAGUCCAUCGUCAGAGAUAGUGGCAGCAGCAGCAGCAGCAGCAGCAGCAGCAGCAGCAGCAGCAGCAGCAGCAGCAGCAGCAGCAGCAGCAGCAGCAGCAGCAGCAGCAGCAGCAGCAGCAGCAGCAGCAGCAGCAGCAGCAGCAGCAGCAGCAGCAGCAGCAGCAGCAGCAGCAGCAGCAGAACAAGCGACAGUUAUAA
Molecule: messenger RNA, 3505 nt
Organism: Spirometra erinaceieuropaei
Lineage: Eukaryota; Metazoa; Platyhelminthes; Cestoda; Diphyllobothriidea; Diphyllobothriidae
Source: the annotation of a GenBank genome assembly